Messenger RNA from Myripristis murdjan (pinecone soldierfish), 4155 nucleotides. It is a transcript of the gene cracdla, whose product is annotated as cracd like a. The transcript is spliced from 10 exons. The coding region runs from base 251 to 3739 and encodes 1162 amino acids. The record is from RefSeq and is a predicted model, not a curated record. NCBI's taxonomy places the organism in Eukaryota, Metazoa, Chordata, Actinopteri, Holocentriformes, Holocentridae.
UCCUCUUUUCUCUUUGUGCUUUUCUUCAGCAAGUCAUGGAGUGACCUUCUCUCUCUCCUGUCUGUUUUUUCUCUCUCCUUCCACCUUCCUUGCCCCCCUCCCUCUCCAUCUCCCUCCAUCUGCAGAUGUGGACGACAAGGCCUGAGGUUUUAGGAUAGCACAGAGCUUCUGCUGAGACGAGAAAACUCAGUGUACUGAGAGGAGAACAAAGAGGAGGAAGAGAAGGAGAGGCGCUGGCAUUACUUGAGAGAUGGAGUCUUUCUUGGCAGAUACCGAAGAAAUCGAGGACAUUCCAGGGAGGAAAAAGUCCAAGCUGAGGUCCCUGAAAACUCGUCUCUUUGGGAGGACAAAGAGAGCAGAUGGAGGGGAAAGCACCAAACUCAGCCAGUCUGCCAGUGACAUUACAGCAGGGAAGGGACUUGGAUCAGAUGAAGAUUUGAUGUGCUCCCAAAGGACACUGGGCUCUCGGGCAUUAUCACAUGACAGCAUCUUCCAGGCUGACCUGUUCCUGUCUGAUGCUGAGCCGGCCAGGGUCUCAUCCCAGGAGAAUGUUCACAGCAAGAUCAAAGCACUGCAGAUCAAGCUUCAGCAGCAGAAGUUGCAUUUGGGGCCGCCUCCUCUGGUUCUGCCAAUCAAACGCUCAGAGGACGCCGACAGCCGCUCAGAGGAUGAUGGUCGUCCUCACAGCCCUCCUGAGAGUUACAGGGCUGACACUGCAGCCCAUCCAGCCGUCAGCAAGGUCAUAUCUCAGCCAUCCUCUCACCCGCUGUCACCAAUUCUUAAACCUGCACCUACCAGAUCGGUGCCCCCCACUCCAUCUCUCUCCUCGCCUCUUUCUGCACUCUCCACGUCCACUCCUUCUGCUGCUGUCGAUCCUCUGGACCUGAGCUCUCCAGCCCAGUUCACCCCCUGCCUAGAUUCCUCUGCUGCUCGCCACCGUAUGUCUGUCAAGCCCAGAAACCAGAGGGCCAGCACUAAGGGAAAGAGGCUUGCUGCAACUGAACCUCGGCCUCACACCCUUAACAAUAUUGAUCACCCAGUGUCUGAGAGGGAGGAAGAGAAAAGGCUCACUGCUCAAGAGGAGACAACACGUUUGUAUUCCCACUCCACCCAGAUCUUGGAAACAGGACAAGGACGGGCCAAUAUUACGUCUCAGUGUCUUCCGUCCACAUCCUCAGAGCCUGCAUCAAUCACAGCAGAGCCCUCCGACUCACAGGGAGUCAUCAGAUCAGCCAGCCCAUCCCUCUCCCCUCAGCCCACCCAACAGGACCACUCACUUCCUGGGAGAGCUCCCUCUGUGGCUGCCCAGGUGCUUCCAGUUCAGCCUCACAGGCCUGGGGAUGUAAUGUUCAGUCAACCACCACACUUGUCCUUGAUCCAGACAGAUUUGAAAGAAACUAGAGAGGGCUCUCGAGACUUUGAGGUGCAGAUCACGUCCCAUGACAAGAGGGAUAUGCUAAGCAAGGCUGGAAUGACUGAUAAAAAAUCUAACAGAGAUCACAGCUCUAAAGAAGCUGGUGUGCCCUCCAGCCAGCUCUCAGGUAGCUUAGGUUCAGCGGUGGCUUUCAAAUCUUCCUCUGUUCGCCAGCAGGCUCAAUGUCAGACAGAAGCCACAGCAGGAAUAAAUACACCGGCCCAGGUCCAGCCCACGUCCUUCCACAUCUCUGUCACUACUGCCAGAUGCCGAGAUGGAGAGAGACCCCGAUCAGCAAGUUUUGUAGGAAAAGUGGAUCAGGCUGGAGCCAUCCUGAAGUCAGGAGGGGAAACGGAGGUUAAGUUACUCCCUUCAAACAUGAACCAGAGGGGGAAAGAGUUACAGAUAGACAGACAGGAGAACAAACUGAGAGACUUAAAACCCCAAGGAGGAUCUGCUGCUGUGGGAGCACCUAGGGAGGAAGGGGCUCCACAUAAAAGCCCAGGGUUUCUGUGGGACAAGAGGGAUAGCCUCAAAAAGGGAGAGCCAGUAUUACAAUCUAAACAAGCAACCAUGAAUACAGGUUUGAUCGAGGGCAAGGAGGUGGAGGACAGCCAGGACUUUGUGGAAGAAGCUGUAGAAGCAAUGGAGAUCCAGGAGGAAGAGGAAAAGACAACGUUUGGUGUCAAACUACGCUCCACAUCUCUGUCUUUGAAAUUUCGGUCUGAUGCAAGCGCUACCCGUUCUGAUUCUAAGGUUAAGCGACAUAGUACAGAGAUGGGCUCGUUGAACCCCCCAGUCUCUCACAACCUCUCUUCAAAGUCUGUGUCGCCAGAAGAGCAAUCUGACAAACAGAAAAGAGAGGAAAUAGGUGAAAAUGUAGAUACGUCUAAAAAACGGACUGCAAACAUUCCUUGUAUCCCAGCCACUGCUGGGCACACCAGACAGACAGAUGGACCUCCAACCCACUCUGGUUUCUCAGCCAUCCUGGUCAAACAUAAUACACCAGCUGCCAAUGAUCGUUCCCUGGCUAUAGACAAUCAAACAGUCUCCUCGAUCCCCAAGGACAUAAACACAGCCCCCUCAGGCCCUCAAGAGCCCCAGACGGCGCCUCAGACAGCUCCAUCUGAGGUGUCCUGGAUGAGUCUGGCAAUGGAAAAGACCAGAAGCCUGCAGCAGCUCUUCACCAGUAGGUUACCCAGAGAUUUCACAGGCAUGCAGACUGCUGCUCGACCACAGGCCCAAGUGCAGCCAACAAACCAAGGGCAGGCUGUGACACAAUCACAUCUGCAGAAGGUGAUGCAAUCAGAGACACAGACUGAGACACAAAUACAAGCGCAGACUGUAAAAACACAACAGAGCAAACCACAACUACAGACAUUAAUAGAGACAGCCAAACCACCAAUGAUCCAAAGUGCAAGUCCAGCACAGACUGCCAAACCAUCACUAACUACAGUACAACAAAGGAUAUCAUCACUAUCCACCAAUCAGUUAUACACAUCUAAAGUCUCGCAGGUGUCAAAACAACCCAAUGAGCUCUCAUCACAGCCAAACACAACUCAACCACUUACACAGUCUGGCUUGAAUUCUGCUUCUCAUCCACCCAUCCACACCAACUUAUGGACAACCCAAUCUCCCUUGCGCUCUUCUCCACAAAUGGAAGCCACACCUCCACAUGCACAAGCAGCUGCUACUCAGUCCCUUGCCAAAUCUCAUCUCUCCUCAGGCCAACAUCCCACUCCCCAGCAACCACCCUGGAACAAUCGAGGUCUUCACUCUGCCAGCCAGCCCAAAGCCAUAACCACAGCUCAGGCCUCAUUUUCAGUUUCUAGCCCCUCACCAGCUUCAGCUCCAACUCCUCUUUCAGCCGCAGGAGGAAGAGAAAGAACUGCCACCUUCCAGGGAAAAGAAGGGCCAUCCCUAUCAGAGAGGCGGGCAGUUUGGUCUGGGCCAGUGGGGGAAAAGGCUGCUUUCUUAGAGAAACGGACAGAAUGGACUGCUCCAUCUGGAACCAAGGUCGAACUGCAGAAAACCCAAACAGAAACACGGGCACCAGCUGAAUCCCCAGCUUUACACAAUACCACACCUUCAAGCAAAGACACAAAAUCUGAGGGAAAGCCAGGGGUAAAACUUGCAGAGUCAAGCCCCACCAAAGUUCCAGGUAGGCUUGCUGAUCGCGAGGACAAAUGGCUGAGAAAAAACCUGCCGUCUUCAUCACCGACGUCAUCCUCCCCUCUACAGUCCAUGUCUGAUAGUGGCCAGCCCUCCUGGAUGGAGCUGGCAAAGAGAAAGUCAAUGGCCUGGAGUGAUAAGACAAUGGACUAACAAUAACAAUAGAUCUACAGUAGAGGCUGCUGGCUUAUACUUCUGAGGGAUUUUUCUGAAAACGCCUAAUUUUAUUAUAAUCCUCCACUACCAACUAAUCUUAUCUACAUUCAGUAUAAUACUAUGGGUAUUUAUGAAUUAUGUUUUUCACUCUGUGAUUCAACCUCUCAGUGCUGUUUUAGCUAAAUGUUUAUGUUAAAUAAUAACAUUUCAAAAGUUGAGUCAGUGUUUGUCUCAGUAGUCUAGUGCCUUAAUGUAAACUGGCUACCCAUUAAGUGAAGAUAUUAAAUGACUGAAACUUUUGUUGCUGAAAAUAUAUAGUAAUUGCCUUCUUAUUGGCUAAGAAAGAUUUUUAAGAAAAAAAAUCUAUCAUGGAGUGAAACUACCCUUGCAGUAUGACUUGGGUUGUUCUUAGA